Messenger RNA from Pomacea canaliculata, 3173 nucleotides. RefSeq names its product putative acyl--CoA ligase YdaB. The transcript is spliced from 5 exons. The record is from RefSeq and is a predicted model, not a curated record. Bases 932 to 1972 code for a protein of 346 amino acids. NCBI's taxonomy places the organism in Eukaryota, Metazoa, Mollusca, Gastropoda, Architaenioglossa, Ampullariidae.
UUCAUUAUUCUUGACUACAGCUCCAGCAAAAAAAGAAGACAAUAGUGCGGCGUCGGAAAUUAUUUCCGAAAAUUGCUUAAAACCUUUAUUUAUUUAAAUUGUUUUUAAAGUUUGACUCAAAAUUAAAUAACUAGAGCAAAACUAAAGAAAUGAAAACUUUUGGCGAUGAUUAAAAGAGCUUAACAAAAAAUUCGAGAGGUAAAGACAUCCAACCGGAAAAAGGAUAUGAACAAUAUCAGACAGGUUGAGAUAAUUGUAAAAUCAGUUCAAACAAGAAUCAGGUAUGGUAUUUUUCAAAUACAAUGCCGGCUUAGCACAGAGCUUUGAUAAAUUUUGUGUUUAUAUUUGCCCUCGGAACACUCAACCAAUCCUUUAUUAUAUGAUAAUUUCUUAAAAUUCGAGCUCUUAUUUCAAUAAUCAUACGAGAAUUACAGCUUUUUUAUUUUUAAAGGGCAGCCAGUUGGCUACACCAGAGAGGCGUUGGCAAGAAAGAUGUCCUUCUGUGUCUGGUGCCAACAUCUCCUGAGCAGACCUUUAUAUCGCUAGGGGCAACGGUCUUGGGGGCAACAACGAUAUGUUCCAUGGUGAAAUAUCAGGACGGCUCCGACAUUGUACCGCUGAUAAACUGUGGUGAUGUCACUGUCAUUGUCAUGGACCAGGCAGACAAACAAGUCAUUUCCACUCUGGAGACCUUCAUCCCAAACUUGUCAGCUGGCCCUGUCACAAGCCAAGCGUUUCCGUCGGUCAAAACUGCCAUCUUUUGCAACCGUCAUCCAGAAGAGGAAGAGUUGUCGUUUCUGGAGUUGAUAUCCAGGAAUCAGAAGCCAGAGUUGUUGAUGUCAGUCCUGAUGAUGUAGCGACAAUUUUCGUGACGUCUGGCACAUCAGGUCAAUCAAAGCUUGUACCCAAAACACAUCGGCAAAUCUGGACAAUGGCAAUGCAGAGCUAUGAGAUAUGCCCCACAGCAGACGGUGAUGUUAUAUUCAAUGGCAGCUCCCUUGGGUGGAUUUCUGGGUACCCGUUCCUCUACUUUGCGUUUGGACAAACACGGGUGGUUCCCUACGUGAAAAAAUCGCCACCUGAUGAUGAAGACAAAUUCCUGCUGGAUGUGUUACGACAAGAGAAAGUCACACAACUGUUUACUUCACCUGCAAGCCUGAAGAAAUUGCUGGCACGCAAUGACCUCCUGAAGACUCCCUUUACCUGGACGGUUAGAACCGUUAUUUUUGGAGGCAGCGUCUUCAGGAAGGAGUUUUCCCGUAUUCUGGAAAAACUGAGCGUGGAAAUACGAGUGCGGUAUGGGUGUACGGAGAUUGGCUUUGCCGCCUACAAGGUGUACACCGACAAGGUCCAGAUGGAAGACUUCAAAUGCGGGAAGCCUGUGAAAGGUGUGGAGAUCAUGGUUGUGGAUGACAAUCUCAAGGAAGUUCCUCCGAAUACCAAAGGGAACAUCAUGAUCAAGAACAACGGCUUUUUCUCUGGGUACCUGAAGCAGCCAGCUCUGACAGCGGUCGCCCUACCGGAGGAGGGUUGGUUUAGGCCCGGUGACAUUGGGUGGCUCAACGAUGAAGGCGAAAUCUUUAUUGAGGGAAGACAAUCGGAAGCUAUUUCAAUUGGGAGUUUCAAGAUGUUUCCACAGCCGCUGGAGUCCCACCUCAUGAAGUGUCCAGGAGUGUAUGAUGUGGCUGUGGUGGCUAUCCCUGACAAGGACUUCGAGAAUGUUCCGUGCAUCUGCCUCGUGCGGUAUCCCACACCCGAGGGCGACGAAGUUGUACCCGAAGAACUUAUUCGCAGAUGUUCCGAGUAUUUCCAAGAAAGUUUUGUCCAUGAAAACAUAGAACAAGAACUCGGCGUUCCUAAAGUGUGUCUGGUGUUUGACAAGUUCCCUGUGAAUUCCAACGGCAAGUUGCAGCGAAGAGCUUUACGAGAUAUGGCUAUAGAGAGACUUUUCAUCAGGCAGACUGAAAUCUGACUUUCUAGUUUUCCUUGGACAUUGGUUAGAAACCAUAACAAUCGCUUCUAAGUAGAAAUGCUGUGCAGAUUUGAAUUUUUGUUCUCAAUAUCUAUCUCAAGACCGUUUUGGUUUCUUUUAAUUUUUAUUUAGUUACGAUUCAUAAAUUAACAUGUGGCAUGUUCUCUGUUCCGUUGGGUUUUUUUUUUCUUAGCGAUAUGUUUCAGUUAUCAGAGAUACAAAAUGCUCAAGUUAACAGUAAAAUGAUCUUGGGAGUUUGAAGUCCUUCGUUAUGCAUUUUGAUUAGAUGCAUGUAAUUUAUUUUGCAAGCCCUAGUAAGCAAACUUGCAUGGGUUGGGGGCUAGUGUGUUAAUCUUAACUCACGUAUCUAUCGACUGUUUAUUAUAAUUAAUUAAUUUUAUUUGUACAUCGUCUAUUCAUAUUACAAUAAAGAAGUAUGAUAAAGUACUUUACCCACAUUUUUAUUAUAUCAUUAUCAUAGAUUAAGAAUACCUUCCCCUAAUCGUGUUCACAAGAAACAUUGAGUUAAACUUUAUACAUAGACAGCAGCUACAUGGUAAUACAUCCACUCGAGAUGUGACCCUUUAGAUUUUGGGCGAUGUAAUCAGGGAUGAUAGGAUAUGGUCACCAUCCUCACAAAAAGAUAAUCCUGAUAAAAGUUUGCAAAGGUUAAACCUGUCUUAACUGUUCCACUCGUGUGUGAGUGUCGAAAAUAUCCCUAAACAAACCAACCUUGAUGUAACAGCUGUGAGACAUUUAUAAAAGUUUGUCGCAAGUUUGGUGGUUGAGUUUAUGUUCAUACAUCCUCCUCACCUACUAUAAUAUAUUCUCUAAAUAAAGAUCACCGCAAAGCAAAUGUUUAGAAUUCAAUCAAGAUUUUUUUUAUCUUACAAUAUCUCUCCCUCUCUCAGAAUUUGAACAAUGUCGUUACAUUGAAGAUUACUUUGCCCCUGUCCUUAAUAUUUAUUUCUUUACUCAUACCCAUCCCGCUUACACAUAGGGUAAGUUACUAUCAGGAGGAAAAAAUAUCAGAACAUGGUGACUCCCCUUUAGAGUCUAGCAGAGAACACUUUUCUGAAUGAGACGGUAAAGCUUUGUGGAAGGUAAUUCCAACAUCCGGGUAAUUUCCUCUUCUAGCUACCCAGAUACACGCCUACAAAUAAAUAAGCUUGCACACAAUGUUAAAUACACUUAGUGAGGA